AUGAAAGGACUGGAUAUUUUCUGUGCUUCUCCAGCUUCCACAGCCAUUUGCACUAGCAUGGACCAACAUGCCAUGGUCCGCCUAGGCCCCGCAACCAUUGAUCAUCCUCAUCCUCAUUCUCAUCAUCAUCCUCAUCAUCGUCUUCAUGAUCGACCCAAAAACCAGCCUCACAAUCAAACUCACCAUCACCAUGUCCCUUGCUCAUCUCAGCUACCAAUUGAUCCCAAACCAUUUUAUGAGAAAUGUAGGAAGAGUUUUUCUAGUGCACAAACUCAGCUACGUAGAAAAAGCUCUGCUGACAUUCAUGACUUAACAAGGACUAGGAGCCUCAAUGGUUCUUCUUCUUCUCGGUAUCUUUUAAGCGACUCGCCCUUCGUCGGCUGGUUAUCGGAGGCCGAUCGGAAUGUUUCUGCUAAUACAAUAUUGCUCCCUCCCCAAGUGCCCUCUAAGCCUAGACGGUUGAUGAUCUCAAAUGAUCACUCUCCUGCUUUAAGGUCUUCUUCCACUCGUUCUCGUCAUCAGGUUGUUGUUUUGAGGGUGUCACUUCAUUGCAAGGGCUGUGAAGGAAAAGUGAGAAAGCAUCUUUCUAAAAUGGAAGGAGUGACAUCAUUUAGUAUAGAUUUUCCAACCAAAAAGGUCACAGUCAUUGGAGAUGUUACGCCAUUAGGUGUGCUCUCAAGUGUCUCCAAGGUGAAGAAGGCUCAGCUCUGGUCUUCUCCAACAUCAUCAUCACCAUCCUCUCGAUGGUCAGCAUGA
This is a messenger RNA of Prunus armeniaca (apricot), 756 nucleotides long. Lineage: Eukaryota; Viridiplantae; Streptophyta; Magnoliopsida; Rosales; Rosaceae. The record is from the annotation of a GenBank genome assembly.